This is a messenger RNA of Chironomus riparius, 706 nucleotides long. The record is from the annotation of a GenBank genome assembly. NCBI's taxonomy places the organism in Eukaryota, Metazoa, Arthropoda, Insecta, Diptera, Chironomidae.
UAGCAACCAAAUCGUCAGGCUUUAAAUAAACAGAAAUUGAAAAAAAUGAAGGAAAAGAUUUCAAAUUACAGACUUAAAUUAGUUAACCAAAUAUUUCUAUUCUCGAAUAUUUGGACAUCUCUCAUUUGGGUCAUUUCAUCGUACUAUUUGCUUUACUAUCAGUCUGAAAAGCAUCCAAAUAUAAACUUUACGCUUGCUGGCUUCUGCAUUGUUGUGUCAACAUUUAUUGAGGUCGUGCGAAUUUAUACAGGAUAUUCUGGAAAUAUCAACAGCGAUAUUCUUGAUUUAGCAGGAUUUUUGAUUUUAUCCGUUGUCAUCCAGCUUCCAAUUCACAUUUAUUUAUCAAUAUCAUUGUUUGAAGCUUUUUAUAAAAUUCAAUUAAUAACUCAGAUAGCUCAACUAUUUUUGAUUCUAAUUCAAUCGAUUUUAAACUUUAUAAUUAUUCGAAAGUCAUUGCACGAAAAGAACCUGCAAUUCCAGAUGAUGAAUAAUAUUAAUAAAUAAGUUAAACUUUGCUAGUAUCGUCAAAUCCAUUUUGUUUUAAAAAGAUAUCAACUUUGUCAAUGUGCUUCCUCAUUCUAGGCAUUAAAAUUUGUAAGUGCUUAAUAUUAUCCUCAAAAUACUCGUCAACGCCUAAUAGUGUUUUUCUAUUGGGUAUCCAUCUAUUCAGCAUAGAAAAUGUCUGUUGUAGCAAGAAUCCAUGAUA